Molecule: messenger RNA, 4085 nt
Organism: Toxotes jaculatrix (banded archerfish)
Lineage: Eukaryota; Metazoa; Chordata; Actinopteri; Toxotidae
Gene: slc26a1
Product: solute carrier family 26 member 1
Exons: 8
Coding region: 269-2419 (716 amino acids)
Biological process (GO): transmembrane transport
Cellular component (GO): membrane
Molecular function (GO): oxalate transmembrane transporter activity; bicarbonate transmembrane transporter activity; secondary active sulfate transmembrane transporter activity
Source: RefSeq, a predicted model, not a curated record
UCACACUCAUACCGCUGUCUGAUGGCUGAAUGACAUCAGAGAGAGAAAGAAACACAUAGAGAAAAUAAAAGUAAGAGACAGAGAGAGACAGGCAGAGAACGAGAAGACAUUAAGGCAGUCAAGAGGGCUGAUUUUAACUGGACUCACCAGAGACUUGUGGUCCUGUUUGUCCCAGUGGUGGUGACUCUGCAGGAGCACAGCUGACCGCUUUACCGACCUUCCCUCCUUCUUUCUCUCACCGUGCUGCCUCCUCUUCCCCCUGAAGAGAAUGGACGAGGUCACCAAGGUCACAGAAACCACUCCAGCCGUGCCACCUCUCCUGGAACGGCGGGUUCGCCAGCGGCAGCCCACAGUGUCAGUCCUCAAAUCCAAGCUGAAGCAGGGCAUGACCUGCUCCGUACCCAGAGUCCGAUCCACCCUCACUGGGUUCUUCCCUGUGGUGCGCUGGCUGCCUAAAUACAAGCUCAGAGAGUACAUCUGGGGUGAUGUGAUGUCCGGGAUGAUUGUGGGUAUCAUCUUGGUACCGCAGGCCAUUGCCUACUGCCUGCUGGCAGGAGUGGAGCCCAUCUAUGGCUUAUACACCUCAUUUUACGCCAACAUCAUUUACUUCCUCAUGGGGACAUCCAGACAUGUUUCUGUGGGGAUUUUUAGCCUCAUGAGCCUCAUGGUUGGACAGGUGGUGGAUAGGGAGAUGUUCCUGGCCGGUUUUGACCUCAAUGAAGAUUCAAAAGCAUCAGCUCCUGAUGUGUUUAAUGGCUCCAUGGGCAUUAACCUCACAGCUGGUAAAGUGCACAGUGUGGAGCUCAUGGGCCUGCAGUGUGGGAAGGAGUGUUAUGCCAUCAGUAUCGCUGCUGCUCUUACAUUCCUGGCUGGCAUCUACCAGGUCAUGAUGGCUGUGUUUCGGCUGGGCUUCGUCUCUGUCUACCUUUCGGCCCCCAUGCUUGACGGUUUUGCCACGGGAGCCUCUUUCACCAUCCUAACCGUGCAGGCUAAAUACUUGUUAGGUCUAAAGAUUCCUCGUCACCAGGGCUAUGGCACAGUCAUUGUCACCUGGAUCAACAUCUUCUCCAACAUUCACAAGACCAACCUGUGUGACCUUAUUACUAGUGCCAUCUGUAUCUCCAUAUUAGUGGCAGGAAAAGAAAUCCAGGAGCGCUACAAGGACCGUCUAAAGAUCCCUCUGCCAACUGAGCUGGUAGUAGUGGCAGGAGCCACACUGGCCAGCCAUUUUGGGGAUCUUAACACCCUUUAUGGCUCCAGUGUUUCCGGUCAUAUCCCCACAGGGUUCAUCCCUCCCCAGGUGCCCAGCUCUAGUCUGAUGUCAAAAGUGGCAUUGGAUGCCAUUCCUCUGGCUGUCAUUAGUUUUGCUUUCACAGUGUCGCUGUCUGAGAUGUUUGCUAAGAAAAAUGGCUACACGGUUCGUCCCAACCAGGAGAUGCUGGCCAUUGGCUUCUGUAACAUCAUCCCGUCCUUCUUCCACUGUUUCACCACCAGUGCCGCACUAGCAAAAACCAUGGUGAAGGAUUCAACGGGCUGCCAGACACAGGUAUCGAGUCUGAUCAGCGCCCUGGUUGUUCUUCUCGUCCUCCUCUUCUUUGCACCUUUCUUCUACGCUCUCCAGAAAUGUGUUCUUGCCUGUAUUAUCAUUGUCAGCCUUCGGGGGGCACUGAGGAAGUUCAAGGACGUCCCUUCUAAGUGGCGAAGCAGCCGCAACGAUGCAAUCGUUUGGCUGGUCUCCAUGUCAGCCACAGCUCUGAUAAGCGUGGAACUGGGCCUCCUGGUCGGAAUUGUCUUUUCCAUGAUCUGCAUUAUCUUUAAGACCCAGAACCCUAAGGUCUCUCUGCUGGGCCGGGCCAAUGACUCCGAUCUUUAUGAGGAUAAAGACGAGUACAAGAACCUCAUGCCACCGCCUCGGGUUAAGGUCUUCCGCUUCCAAGCUCCUCUGUACUUCGCUAACAAAGAGUCCUUCCUCAAAUCCCUCUACAAAGCUGUUGGAGUUGAACCUUUCUUGGAGAUGACUAAGAGGAAAAAGGCAGAGAAGAAGGCCAAAGAGAUGUCCUCAAAGCAGGCCAAGGCAAAUGGGGAUCAAAACAAUGGAGAGGUUGUUGUUGGACUUGUUCAAAGAGAACUGGAGUUCCACACAAUAGUUUUAGACUGCUCUGCUAUCCCUUUCAUAGACUCCACAGGUAUGGCCAUGUUCAAAGGGCUGGUCAAGGAAUAUGAAGGAAUAGGGGUGAGCAUUCUCCUCGCAAGCUGUAACACCUCAGUCAUUGAUACCCUGCAGAAGGGACAAUUCUUUGGGAAGAAUGACGAAAACAUGAGCAGCCUACUGUUUCAUACGGUUCACACGGCAGUUCUUUAUGCAAACAGUACAGUAUCUGCAGCUGCAGAGAGCAGGUCAGAAGACUCUGUGGUGUAGAACAGCUGAAGGAAGAAGGGAAUAGAGAAAAUAUUUUUCUGUGCUUCAUUUCUACUCCUUUUCUUUCCUAAGCCUAAAAGUGAUGCUAUGAAACAUCCAGUUUCAGAAGAGUACUCUAUCUAGAAGCCUUGUGUCCUUAAAAACCCAGACCAAAUUAAACCUGAUCUGCCCAACAAGCCUUCUUUAAAGCUGUUUUCCUAGAUUUAAAAGAGAAUUUUCACUGUUGGAGAAAGGGUCAUUUCACAAAACUAGGCCAUCUAUGUAAUGGAAAGCUGCAGAUACACAUUUUUGCAGUUGGACGCAGAGAGAAAAUUAAUGUCAUUCAUACACGUACUCGCUACAUUAGAACAAUAGGAACAAAGCUGAAAAUCUGUGAAGCUGGUCUAUGAAAAAGUAAGGUAAAUAACUCUGAAUAACUUCUUGGCUAAACACAAGUAGAAGUAAGGAAAGAAAAUGAAAGAAGUAAUAGGAAAGAAAUGGAAUACACUCAUGGUUUUGUAUAUCAGAGAGUGUCUGUGGCUUAUUUUUGAAUGUAAAUGUCAGGAAUCACAGACACACCCUAACCCUGACCCUGAUCCAUAGCAUCAGCAAUAUCAAUAAAUGAGGUGUAAUAAAUGUAAACAGAGCAAGCACUGUAAUACAACAUUUAAUCUGUACCUUCUUGUCAGUUUAGUGCUUUGUUUCAGUUGUUUUGGAUGAAUGUUAGUGGUUCUCUGUUCUGUCACUAUAACACUAAAGCUGUUUCAACUUUUUGUAUCACUUCAAGCCUUUGGCAAGUCCAGAAUAGCCCUAAUCUAGGAGUCCAGAGUCCAGACUGUCAGUGGAAUUUCCUGAGGCGCCAACUAUUACCUUGGACCCCAUAAUCAUUUCUAAAAUGUUAGUUAAACUCUUCCUGACUUAACGAACAAGCUUUUGUGCGUGGUGGGAAAGGGAAAGGCGUUACGUGACUCGUGAGGACUACAUGCUUUUUCAGCCUCACACCGAGAGAGCUUUGCCUUCAAACUAGGGCUCAUUACAACAUACUUGUACUCUUGCCCUGUUUUCUGGUCUCCCAAGAGGAACAGUUUUAUGAUCUGUUCUCAUAAAAAUAGGAGGAUUUACACACACCUGAGAUCUCCUCUCAGAUGAUGGAUGGAAUCAAGUCAUCACUGGUGCUUCUGAAAUGUAUAUUUUUGCAGAGUAAACUGAUGGCAGCAGGUGAUGCCUCAUAUCUGGUCAAAAUGCUUCACUGCCACUAGUUUGUUAAAUCAAAUAUUUUGUGAUAUGCGAAAUGAGAGCUGAUUGUCUCUUUGUUAAAUCACUGUACAUGUUGUAUGCUGUCAGUGUGAAGUGUGAACUCUAGAUUAAAACAAUAACAAUUUCAUGUAAAUACUCCAACUUACAUUUGUAAUAAUUCAAAAAGGAUGCAGUUUUACUUUCAUGUGAACACGUUCAUGUCAAAAAGAUGAGCAAGUUCAGAACAUUGUUUUGUAUUUUCAUACACUUAUUUUGUCAUCAAGCAUUUCCAUGUAUUAAUUUAAGUACUUUAAAUCAUAGUAGUGAGAUUACAUUUUAUUUUUUUAGGGGAAGUCUCUUAGACUUUCUUUUUGGACAUAGUGCUGACAUUCUACAUUCAUGUACAAAGACUGCCUUAAAAUUCAAUACUUGAAUUAAACUAUGUUUUUUU